Messenger RNA from Acanthoscelides obtectus, 2488 nucleotides. NCBI's taxonomy places the organism in Eukaryota, Metazoa, Arthropoda, Insecta, Coleoptera, Chrysomelidae. The record is from the annotation of a GenBank genome assembly.
CCUCACGGGCUGCGAGUUGUAAGAAUUGUCAAAGCACUGCCAACUUGUGCUGCCGACAGUGCCGACCAAAGUCAAACGUUCAUCAAAAAAUAUUUGUAAUGUUGAAGGGGGAAUGAAUUUUAUGGAGCAUAAUAAAUGUACGGUGUAUUUAAAUUAAAUCAUAAAAAUAAAUUGGAUAAGUGCAGUCAGUAAUUCUCGUACCUCUUCAAAUUAUUUAAUUUAGACGUGAGCUGUUGCGACUAGUACUACCAGCUAUCGUCAACGACUACCGCAUUCAGAGAUUUGUUUUUCUAUCCUUAUGAUUUCUUAUCAUGAUGAUAAUCACAGUUUUUGGACAGUGUAUGUGUAUUUGAAUUCCGGAUAAUACUUCAAGAAAUGUAACUACAGCAAUGUUUGUGACAACAAGAAUAACAUGGUUUAUGUUUUCCAUUUGGUUUUCUACAGUUCUAGCUGCCAGAAGGUGUGAAUUUGAUACAGAAGGGCAAUGCUCAGAAACAGAAAGCUGCAAUGAAGCCACAAAUACUUGCCAGUGCUUGCCAGGAUAUGAGCGCAAGAAUGACACCUAUUGUGUACCAUUUAGUCCAGAGUCAGAUUCCACACCAAAUUACUCCAGUCUAGUGGAUAACCAAGGCAGUGGAUCUAUUGUGGCGGGAAUACUCACUCCACUUUGUCUUAUUAUCAUGGUGAUGUGUGGCAUCUAUGUUACUAGGAGGUACCACCUCAUUGCCUGGUUGCGAACUAAAUUUAGCCGUAGAAAUGAAAAUUAUGAUGAAUUUAUGAUAGGACAAGAUUUGGAUGAUGAUGAUCCACCACUGCAUUAGUUAUAUAUCUAGGUACUUUUGAGUCAUUGAGGUCAUUUAAUCACAAAGGUUAGCUGAAGGUUUACAUCACAUAAAAACUAUGGUGAUAUUCAAUAUAGAACAAGUAGAUGUUAGAUUGAGAAACACCUAUUUUUCAAGUAGUAUUUUUUUUCCAAUGAAUUUAACAUAUCAAUUUCUGCUUACUGGUAUAUUAAAAAAAUACAUUUGUUUUUAUGGAGCAGAGUACUUUGUGGUUCAAAGACCUUAUGUAGAACUGAUUAUGAUACAAUCACUAUUUUAAUAUUCAUCCCACAAUGGGUGAUAUUCGGUACUGAAUGUAGGUGGAGAUUUUAACUAUCGUCUGGUGUAAAGCAAUUUAUAUUACGUGAUACUAUAGAUUACUUUUUUAGUUACUCAGAAUUUUAACAGAUGAUUAUUAUUUAUCUUAUGAAGGUGAGAAGUCAUAAAUAAAACUUAUUAUUAAAUUGAUAUGUCUAUUACUACUUUUAGAUUAGAUCUGCUCUUUUUAUGGCCAGUAAAUAUCAUGUGUACUGAAGAAUACAGAAUUGUAAUACGUUAGCACAUUUGUAAAUUCAGAUUCAAUAUGCUCAAUUUGUUGUUGAUAGUUAUAAACAUAAAAUACACCUAGGUCUGAUUUAAUAAUGCUUACUAAGAUUUUCAAUGUGUUGUAACUGCAAUAGAGUACUAACAGUUGAUUGAUUUCCAUUGUCAGAAUAUACUUUCAAUCAUCCAAGUAGUGAGUGGAAUUAUCUUAUUUUAAAGGAAGUUCAUAAAGAUAUUUUUAGGGAUUAUAGUUUCGCAAACAAAAAAUUAAUCAGAAUUAUAUCAGGCGUGUUUAAUGCCUUUAAGGAAGUCACUUAUAUAAAUUUUGUAUAGCAAGUCUUCAAUUAUAUCAUCAGACAUAGGGAAUAUAUAUGACCACAAGUUGUUUUUCAUUGGAUAUAGAUUUUUCCUACUGAAUGGAUGUUUCUUCGUCAUUAUUUUGCAAUUCAGAAACUCUAUAAUCAUUUAUGCAGAAACAUAUUACAAAAGCCUCCAAACACGCCCAAUUCACUUUUUGUCCUCAGAUAUCAAACAUGAAUUACUCAAAUUUAAUGAAACAUGAAGAAAGACUUGAGGUUUGUUCGAAUAGUCAAGCCUUGAAUAUCGGAUAUCUGGAGCUUUCACUUUGCCAUAACUGUCAGGGGGCUCAAAGCACGCUAAAUCACUGCUAUUACUCUAUUGUAUAUUCUAAGUAUUUUUUACUCCUUCAGGAUCUCACAGACAGUGAUAUAUGCUUUGCUUUUAUUAGUCAACAAACUGAUAUAAUAUAGACCAAAUAAAUAUUACUUUAAACCCUAUACCUUUCAUAAACUCUAUUGCAUAGUUAAUGUAUCUAUAAACGGUAUAUAAUUUACCUGUGAUUUAAGAUUCCCGAAGUAUGCACUCUGUGUAUGUUUUGCGGAAGCGAUUGAAGUCUGAGUAAAAGUAAACGUGUAGCUACUUCAUUGUUGAGCAAAUGAUGAUGUAGCGUUUUAUUAAAGACAUUUUGGUUAAGUUAGAUGAUUUGUUAGAAGACAUCCUUGUAUCAGUGUAUAUCUUGUGUCUGUAGACUAAAUGAGCAUACAUUAUAGGACUGUAUACCAAAGGGAUUUUUACUGUUUUAAAUAAAGCAUAAUUUAUUGUCA